Lachancea lanzarotensis is the source of this 1533-nucleotide messenger RNA. RefSeq names its product LALA0S05e09736g1_1. Gene Ontology annotation, cellular component: membrane. The transcript has a single exon. The record is from RefSeq and is a predicted model, not a curated record. Lineage: Eukaryota; Fungi; Ascomycota; Saccharomycetes; Saccharomycetales; Saccharomycetaceae. Bases 1 to 1533 code for a protein of 510 amino acids. Gene Ontology annotation, molecular function: carbohydrate:proton symporter activity. Gene Ontology annotation, biological process: transmembrane transport; carbohydrate transport.
AUGGGUAUUUUACAACUCCUCUUCAAGGCCGACGAGGACGUUCAGGGCUCCAGGUUUAGGGCUAUCGCCAUCGGCCUUUUCGUCGCGUUCGGCGGUGUCCUGUUUGGCUACGACACAGGAACCAUCUCCGGAGUUCUCGCUAUGAAGUUCGUUAAAGAGAACUUCACGGAUCGCGGCUACUUCACGGCCGGCGAAACCUCGCUAAUCACUUCCAUUUUGUCUGCAGGCACGUUCUGCGGCGCCGUCUUCGCACCCCUAAUUUCUGACACUUUGGGCCGCCGGCUCGGUCUUAUUGCGUCCACCAUCAUUUUCACCGUCGGAGUUAUCUUGCAAGCGGCCGCUUCAGAGAAGAACCUGUUAAUCGUGGGAAGAGUUAUUGCCGGUCUCGGUGUCGGUGUGCUAUCGGCGAUCGUGCCAUUGUACCAGUCUGAAGCUGCUCCAAAGUGGAUUCGUGGUGCAGUGGUAUCGUGCUACCAGUGGGCCAUCACCAUCGGACUGUUGUUGGCCUCUUGUGUCAACCAGGGCACUCACGCCCGUAACGACAGUGGCUCGUACCGUAUUCCUAUCUCGAUCCAGUUUCUAUGGGCAAUCAUCAUGUUCUGCGGAAUGCUUGUACUCCCAGAGUCGCCCCGUUUCUUCGUCAAAAAGGGCAAGCUGCCAGAAGCGUUGAAGUCGCUGUCGACGCUAAGAGGACUGCCCGCAGACGACAAAACCGUAGAGGCAGAGUUGGAGGAGAUUGUCGCUAACUACGAGUACGAGAGAUCGUUCGGUUCCACCACGGUUGUGGACUGUUUCAGACCCGCCAACCACCAGCUAAAACGUAUACUCACUGGUAUCGCAAUUCAGGCACUCCAGCAGCUCACAGGUAUCAACUUCAUCUUCUACUACGGUACCCAGUUCUUCCAAAACUCGGGCAUCAAGAACCCCUUCAUCACCCAACUAAUCAUGAACGUCGUCAACGUCGUGAUGACCGUCCCGGGCAUUGCUCUCAUCGAAAUCGCAGGUAGAAGAAACUUGUUGCUAUGGGGUGCUGUCGGUAUGUGUGUCAGUGAAUUCAUUGUUGCAGCCGUCGGAACCGCUUUGCCACACAGCAACGCCGCCAAUAAGACCCUGAUUGCGUUUUCGUGUACAUUCAUUGCGUCGUUUGCCGCCACCUGGGGUCCUUUGGCCUGGGUUGUGGUUGGUGAGAUCUUUCCCUUGAGAGUGCGUGGUAAGUCUGUCGCAUUCUGUGCAGCUUCCAACUGGUUAUUCAACUUCGCCAUCGCCUACGCAACACCUUAUUUGGUCGACCACGAUCGUGCCAACUUGCAGGCCAAGGUCUUCUUCAUCUGGGGUGGUUGCACCUUUUUAUGUUUCCUGUUUGUCUACCUUUUCGUCUACGAAACCAAAGGUCUCACAUUGGAACAGGUCGACGAGCUGUACGACACCUGUCCAAGUGCACGCCAGUCCAAGCACUUUGUUCCUUCUCAAGGGUUUGCUCACGACUCCCCAGAUGCAGAAAAGGCCGUCGUGGAGGCCGUCGAAAAAAUUUAA